This is a messenger RNA of Nerophis lumbriciformis (worm pipefish), 877 nucleotides long. Its product is annotated as transmembrane emp24 domain-containing protein 11. The record is from RefSeq and is a predicted model, not a curated record. Lineage: Eukaryota; Metazoa; Chordata; Actinopteri; Syngnathiformes; Syngnathidae.
GCAUUUUCAGAAGAUCUGCAUUCGACUGUGUUUUAUUGGACCCUGUGGUCAACCAUUCUAUUAGCGUGUUGGAUUUUAAUAGGUCUUUGAGGAGCAACAAUGAGGCUGCGGCGGGCUGGCUUUCUCCUGCAGUCUUACCUGAUGUUGGCAGCGGCCAUGUAUUUUGAUCUGGGCGAGCAGGAGGAAAGAUGCAUCAUUGAGGAGAUUCCCGAAGACAUGCUGGUGACAGGAUAUUUCUUGUUGACGCCGUGGGACUUGAAGUCAUCCACCUCCUCUCCUCACCUUGGCGUCACUGUGACAGUCAAAGACCCGAACCAUGAGCUUUUGAUGACAAAACGCUUUGGCAAAUUCGCCAAAUUCAGCUUCACGGCUCACAUGUCCGGUCAACACUUCCUCUGCUUCCAAACCAACUCCACAAAGUUCUCCGUCUUUGCUGGAGAACGUCUGAAGUUACACUUGGACGUCCAGGUCGGAGAGCACACGACGGAUCCGAAAACGGACAGAACCAAAGACAACCUGGAGAUACUGGACAACGGCCUGCAGCACCUCAUUGAUCAGAUGGUGUACAUCACCAAGCAGCAGGACUACCAGAGGGAAAGGGAGGAGAUGUUUCGUCAGAUCAGCGAGGACACCAACAGUAAUGUGCUGUGGUGGGCCGUGGUGCAGACCUCCAUCUUGCUCUCCGUUGGUUUCUGGCAGAUGAAACGACUCAAAGACUUCUUCAUUGCCAAGAAACUUGUAUGAUUAUCACCUAAUAAGGACAAAAAGACUUCUUGUUUACUUUUGUACACCUUUUGCUUUCUUCAUCACUGUGUAGGCUAUCAAUCCAAUUAAUUCUCUGUAAGUGGACAAAGAUGAAUAAAUAAGCUGUGCUUCU